This is a messenger RNA of Patiria miniata (bat star), 4826 nucleotides long. RefSeq names its product serine/threonine-protein kinase LATS1-like. Gene Ontology annotation, molecular function: protein serine/threonine kinase activity; protein binding; ATP binding. Bases 514 to 4686 code for a protein of 1390 amino acids. The transcript is spliced from 7 exons. NCBI's taxonomy places the organism in Eukaryota, Metazoa, Echinodermata, Asteroidea, Valvatida, Asterinidae. The record is from RefSeq and is a predicted model, not a curated record. Gene Ontology annotation, biological process: regulation of organ growth; hippo signaling; peptidyl-serine phosphorylation.
UCCAAGCGAGAACCUGCAUAAUGAUUGUCACCGAACGUACGUGCAGACCAUAAUUUGCGAAUUUACUACGGUUGUUCUCAAUAAUGUAACCAGGAUAUCGGUAAUUGAGUAGACGGUACGCGUAAAACAAAAGCGGGAAUAAGAAAAAGAGGUCUUUGUCUGUCUGGUACACCCACUUGGAGACAAUGUGAGCACCAUUCUGGCGGUGAAAACUUGCGAAUUCCAUUCAUGCUGCGGACGACUUUGUAACCAAGAUGGCUUCCGUCCGUGCGUGUAACGUACUGAUGAUGCGGAGACGAAUGAAGACACACCGGCUGAAAUCAUGAUUUGGAGUAUGUUCCUGUAUUUUUUCGGCAAAAGAGGCGGUGUGAAGUGGAAAGAGAAGACAGUGGAUAUUUUAUGAACUAAUUUAUACAGUAAAGAAUGCCAUAGUAGAGAUUAGAUACCGUUCACCAAAAGGAAUCACCGGGCCGCAGGGUACCUCCCUAACUUAAAAAAAAAACAAUUUGAGAAAUGCAGAAGGGGAAUCGCCCACGGAACAUGGUCACCAACAACCGGCAAAUGCUUCUGGAGAUCAGGGAGUCGCUACAGCACCUGCACGUCAACCCGGAGGUAUCCAGCAAUGGCGGACAGGGGGAGGUGUUACGGCGGGACACUGGGGGGCGCAGACGAUUUGGAGAGCACCAGCAGAAAUUGCAGAAGAUUAGGAACGAUCUGGGACUGCCCAAUGGGGUUGGGGAACCCCUGUCGACCUCGGGCAUGGCUAGCCCUGCAGCGUCAGCGACAACGACCGCCAACAAGCAGAUGCUGCUGCAACUUGUCAGUAUGGGCUAUGAAGAGGAGGUCGCAACUAGAGCAUUAAAGAUGUGCCAGAAUCGGGGCAUUGAGGCUGCGGUGGACACCAUCAUCAACAGACUGUCCUCCCAAGACACUGGCAGCGACACGCUGGUUUCCAGUGCCAAGUUUAUGACGAACGGAGGUUCACGUGUUUCGUCAGCGUCAGCCCCUGCUCACCGGAAGACAAGUUUUGAGGAUCGAUCUGGUGGCAGUUCACCCAGCAUAGACACCUAUCGCACCGAUGCCACACCCUACUACAACCACCCCGCCCUCAAACCAGACACCACCCGCAUGAACUCCAACCCAGUCACCCGCAACAACUCCUUUGAGAAUCCCAAGAGCCUUCCGCAGCAGUACUCUGCCAGACAGUACACGACCAAUGUUGUGAUUGGGGAGAGGCAGACUCCCCCGCCCCUGGCGUCCCAGGGACUGUCCAAUCACGUCGGGGGUCACAUUGGUCAAGGCUCAGUCCCCUCCCCCAGCGGGGAGUACCGGCUAACCCCGACCAACCAACCCAUGUACACACCCGGUCGGCCCCAGCAGAUGACUCAUCGACUGGUUCCUGUAGGACCCACGAGGCACAUGCCGGGUAGUAUUGGGGUCACCCCCAGCUCCAGCACACAAGGGCAGCUCAGAGACUACAAUAUAGGAAGGUCUGUGGUUUUGCAAGGACCCGGAAGCAGACAAGGCAUCAGCACAGACAGGACUCAAACUGAUAUACGCACAUCGGUAGGCACAAGCCAAAGUAUAAACGCAGGCAUCGGGAGAAUAGGAACCCAAAUGGAACAGAAUCAAAUGUACUACUCACCUUCACAAGGAUCCAAUGGCAGUGUACAUCACAGAGGCAGCGUCAACACCAAUAGAUACUCCACAGGCAGUGACUCAGGCAUCUCAAGUGCCUCGCCGAGCUCUCUGAAUCCUGAUGAAUACCGCUUCACAAGGCAGACCAAAACAGAGAGUGCACAAUGUUACUAUGGGGUAACAUCAACAACGACGACAACUUAUACCGUUGGGAAGGAGUUCACUCUCGCUGAUCAGAACCCGGUCUACAACAUGCAGAGUAGUUCACCUCAGUACCGUGCAGCCAAGACCUACCUAACACAGUCCAGCCACUUGGAUAAGCAUCAACAGGGUUUGUAUUCACAAGGUAAGAUGUCGCAGCAGCAACCCAGCAGCAACAGCAGCCAACAGUAUGUCAGUCAGAAUCACAAGAGAUCCCCGAUUGAUCAGCUGACAGCCCAGCAUCUGCAGCAGCAGCAAGGCAUGUCUAGCGAGCAGUACCUCAGCUCGGCGCACAUUGUCAUCGUGCCUCCUGAUGCUCCCCAGUCUCAACUCCUAGAUCAGGACAUGAUCAAUGCCAUGAUCAACAAAACCCAGCCCCCUCCCAGUUACGAGAUGAGUACAUUACAUCGUCAGCAGCCCGGCAUUCAGAGCCAAGCGACACAAGCAGCCAACAGCAGCCAAGUCAAUCCAGCCACUGGGCUUGGUCAUGAUAACCUUGUUAGCAGCAAUCAUCAUAUAUUUAUGAAGGACUCUAAUAUCAUCAAGCCACCUCUGAAACAACCUCCUAGUUAUGAGGCCAGUACUCAUCACCGCAUCAUCAAUAGCCCAUCUAACACAGCAGGUGCGUCCAUCCAGCAACAAACCUACCACACAGAUCACAACAGCUUUAAACCAAUUACAUCUCAAAAUGUCAGUGUUGUGAGUAAACAGCAACAACAGCAGCCCCCGCCAUCAGAGACCCCUCAGCCCAAACCCGCCUUAACCAUCGUCAUCUCCAGAGUCGGUGAGGAAGGGGGUAAGUUACCCCCACCCUACAGACUGCCCCAAACUGGAGCUAUGCAGGCCCAGUAUGGCUCUGUCACAAUGCCGUCAGGUGCUCCCGUCAGGAAGAUCUCUCCCCCACAACCUGCAGCUGCUAACACCACCACUGCCUUACCUAUAAGUGCCUACACGGGACCUGUAAUGCAGUCAGUGCGAAGUACUGUUGUACCAAAGCCUGUUCUGCAAACUGCCCACGGUCCUGAUCAACCACCACCUCAAAGAGGACCCUCACCAGACACCAUCAGCACCUUAAGCACCCAAAGCACUCAGAGCUCUAACAGGUCCGAAUCCCCUCCCCCUAGACCUGUCUCUCCGCCACUGUCUGAAAUAUCAACGGCAUCCACAACCUCAGACACGGGUAGCGAAGUAAGAAAUACUGGUGCUCUGGAAGAACCACAGGAGAAACAAAAAAUUGAAUCGCCAGUCCCUGAGAGAAAGAACAAGGGGAGAGACAUUGACAAAUUUGAGUCACGCGUCAAGUCCUACUCACCUCAAGCGUAUAAAUUCUACAUGGAGCAGCAUGUUGAGAACAUCAUGAAGUCCUACAGACAACGACUUAAUCGCCGGAUGCAGCUUGAGAAUGAAAUGGCCCGAGUCAGCCUUUCGGAGGAGGCCCAGGAUCAAAUGAGGCUCAUGCUGAACCAGAAAGAGUCUAACUACAUCAGACUCAGGCGGGCCAAGAUGCAAAAGAGCCUCUUCAAGAGAAUCAAGCGUCUUGGCGUCGGGGCCUUCGGGGAGGUGAACCUGGCCCGGAAGAUUGACACGCGGCAGCUGUAUGCCAUCAAGACCUUGCGGAAGGCGGAGGUCUUACAGCGCAAUCAGGUAGCUCAUGUCAAAGCAGAGAGAGACAUCCUUGCAGAAGCUGACAACGAAUGGGUCGUCAAGCUCUACUACUCCUUCCAGGAUCAUGAGAGCUUGUACUUUGUUAUGGACUACAUCCCCGGAGGAGACCUUAUGAGCCUCCUGAUCCGAUUAGAGAUCUUUCAGGAAGACCUGGCCAAUUUCUACAUUGCAGAGCUUGUGCUGGCCGUUGAGAGCGUACACAAGAUGGGCUUCAUCCAUCGGGACAUCAAACCGGACAACGUGCUGAUUGACAAAGACGGCCACAUCAAACUGACCGACUUUGGACUCUGCACAGGGUUCAGGUGGACUCAUGACUCCAAGUACUACCAGAAACAGGGUCACAGUCGUCAGGACAGCAUGGAGCCCAGCGAGGAGUGGGGAGACCCCUGCCGCUGCAUUGACUCACCCAAGGACAGCAACAAGAAUGGGGAGUUCAAGGUCCAAGGCCAGCGGAUGAAGACGCUGGAGCGACGACGCAAGAGGCAACAAGAAAGAUGCAAGGCCCACUCGCUGGUUGGCACCCCCAACUACAUCGCCCCUGAGGUCCUCCUAAGAGUCGGCUACACACAGAAGUGUGACUGGUGGAGUGUAGGAGUCAUCUUGUAUGAGAUGCUGGUGGGUCAACCGCCGUUUCAUGCAGACAGUCCAGCAGAGACACAGUGGAAGGUGAUCAACUGGCCCACCACGCUUCACAUCCCCUCCCAAGCCAAGCUCUCCGGCGAGGCCACGGACCUGAUCCUCUGCCUCUGCCGGGACCAGGACACCCGCUACGGAGCCGACGAGAUCAAGCACCACCCGUUCUUUGAUGGGAUCGACUUCAGCACCAACCUGCGCAAGACCCGCGCCCCCUACCGGCCCACCAUCCGCUACGCCACGGACACGUCCAACUUUGACCCUGUUGACUCAGAUCGCCACCAGGGUUCUAACUCGAGCGGCGACAGCUGGGAUGAUUACCCGAGCUGCGGCAAGAGCAGACCCACCAGUAGCGGUCUGGAGAAUGGGAAGCAUCCCGAGCACGCCUUCUUCGAGUUCACCUUCCGGAGGUUCUUUGACGACGGCGGGUACCCGUACCCGGAACCCGUCGAGGACUUAAUGAACGGGAGCGGUGUGAAGGGUACCAACCAAGACGAUGCAUCCAAACGUGACAGUCAAAGUGAAGCCCAGGAGCCCGUCUAUGUAUGAGAAAUACACGCAGUAGUUUGGUUUUCUUUCCUUUCACUCAUUUCAGCAAGAGUUUUGGUUCUUGAGACCUGGCAUGUGAACAAACCCAUCAAAAUAUUGGUGUCCAUGCCUAGCCUUUAUAGAAAUAUACAUGAAAAAAA